AUGUUGUUUUCCGCGUUGUUACUACUGUCGUCCCUGCAUAACGUGGUUGCACAGCGCCAUGACGCUGACUUGAUGUCCUUUGUCACACUACCAGAGGUCCGAGCCUUGAAAUGGGACGUUCACUACCACGACCGCGCGCGCGCCGAGCCGGGCUACUGGUUCGUUGCGCCCUAUGGCCAGAUCAACCCCGAGCUAGCCACCAAAAAGUACCAGCAAUAUCAGGUCGGCCCGUAUAUCUACGAUGACAAUGGGAUGCUGAUCUGGGCCGGCUCGCUCUUCUGGGAGAACCAGAAUGUUUUCGAUUUCCGCGCGGUACACGACCUGUCAACAGAUAAUGACACUCACAUUUCAAUGAUUGUCAACUGGGAAAGAGACGGGCCAAGUAAGGGUAAGGGCGUGAUGAUGAACAAGCACUACCAUGUCGAGACCGAAGUGAAGGUCUUGAAUGACCUGCACGAUUUCAACAUGCACGAAUUCAACAUCUUGCCCGGGGGGAAGACCGCCUUGGCCUGUACCUACCGCUCCCGAGAGAUCAGCAUGGUGGACUUCGGACGUCCGGCGGAGACCAGCUUUAUCGUCUCUGGUGGCUUUGUGGAGUUGGAUAUGGAGACCAGUGAGAUCCUGGUUCAGUGGGAAAGUUUCGACCACGUCCCCCUGCAUGAAUCAAACAUGUUUCAUGCCUGGGACAACCCGAUGGGUGAUCCGGGCUGGGACUACGUCCACAUCAACGCUGUGGACAAGAACGCCGCGGGAGACUAUAUCAUCUCCCUGCGCUUCACUGACACGAUCUACGGUAUCUCCGGUGAGGAUGGCCGUAUCAUGUGGCGCCUGGGCGGUCUCGAAAGCGACUUCGACAUGGAUUUCACCUUCUCUAAGCAGCACGAUGUAAAAUUCGUCUCUUCCAACGGUACCCACCACGUGAUUUCGAUGCUGAACAACGCCUCCGAUGAGCGAGGCAACGACGAGAACCUGUCAUCUGCUCUAUUCAUCGAGAUGGACACAAUUUCCAUGACCGCCCGCGUCAUCAACCGCGUCAACCGUCCCGAUAGCGAUUUGACCCGCCUGCGCGGCAGUGUUUCAACCCUGGCCAACGGCAACAUCUUCAUCGGCUGGAGUGAGUUCGGUUACCAGAGCGAGCACGCCCCCAAUGGUGACCUCUUGAUGACAAGCCGCUUUGUCGGAGACCGCUACUCGACCUACCGCGCCUAUAAGUCCGACUUCGUCGGCCGUCCCACCGCACCCCCAGAUGUCGUGGCCUCUGUUUACGGUACCAGCAAAGAGGACAUCACCACGAUCAUCUACGUCAGCUGGAACGGUGCGACCGAUGUGGUCGGCUGGAACUUUUACGCUCAGGCUUACGACCGCGGCGAACCUGUCAAGAUUGGCCACGCCAACAAGACCGAUUUCGAGACAAUGUACAUUGUCGACGGGUAUAUGGACUGGAUCACCGCCGAGGCUCUCGAUAUCAACGGUAAUGUCAUGAAGACUUCUCGUAUGGCCCGCAGCGACGUUCCGCCAAAUUGGAAGGCCGCUGGUUUCCUGGGAGAGUCCGGUCCGUCUCCCGAUGACCCGUCGAUUAUCGCCUCGGUGAACAAGGGCACCGGCAGUACCAGCUCAAGUACCAGCUCAAGUACCAGCUCCACUGAAUCUACCAGCUCCACCGACACCGAAUCAACAGAUGCCGUGGAAGCGGACAAGACCGUCACCGAUACUACCGACACUACGGACACUACCGACACUACCGACACUACCGAUUCUUCCUCCGGUAUGGCCGGCAUGAACAUGUCCGACGACUCCACCUCCGACUCCAUGGACCACGACAGCUCAUCUUACGCCGACGCCAAAGAGGUCGCCAAAGCCGUGUACAAAGCCUACGAAGUAAUCCGCGGUGUCGGCGGACUUCUCAUCUUCAUCUUGCUAUCAUGCUCCAUCGGCGGCGCUCUCUACAGCCUCUGGCGCUGUCAUCAAGCCCGCAAGCGACGCUCCUACCAUCAUGUCCCCUCGGAAGAGGGUGUCCUGUGGAAGAGAUCCACCUCCGCUCGCAACAACCCGAAUGAUCUGAUCCCAGUUCGCCUUGGGCGAAUCUACAUAUUAUAUUUUCCUUUGCAUGAUUAG
Molecule: messenger RNA, 2115 nt
Organism: Penicillium maclennaniae
Lineage: Eukaryota; Fungi; Ascomycota; Eurotiomycetes; Eurotiales; Aspergillaceae
Exons: 3
Coding region: 1-2115 (704 amino acids)
Source: RefSeq, a predicted model, not a curated record